AACAAGGCCAAUGACCUGAAACAUCAUGAUAAAAAACCCGGCAGCAGACCACACACAGGACCUUGCAAACGGACAAAGUAACCAACAUGAGGGUCAGGUGACUCUAAUGAGUAAUGGAGGCUCACCCCCGGCCCCGCAGAGUAAGAGAAUGGUGAAACAAGAUACCGUGGGGGACUAUCUGGACGACGCUGAUGAGAUGGAAAUGGACGGGGUGGACGUGGAGGUCAGGUCCCCACUCUCCCCCGGUCUUGGUAACCUCUCCAAAGUCCUGGCUGUCAAGUCUAUGGCAACCAAGUGGAGGAAGAAGGUUAUCAAGAAGAAUGAUCUGAACAUGGCCUUCUCGGAUUCGCCUCACGUGCCUCAGGUGGAUGCUUGUCAUGCCAUGUACUGGACCAAGCGAAGGUCUGUCCCUCUUAAGAACUAUCACGACGAGGCUAGAGCAGAAAAAGAUAUCUCCAAGUUCCUCGAGAACCCAGUAGUGUUGUUCAAAGUGAGAGGACAGCAGUGGAAAGACAUUGCACACGAGAUGUUGGAAAAUAUCAGGGUGCUGAAACCCAGCUUGAACCUGAACGUAGAGCGCACCUACAAAUGUCUGAUAAGUGGUGCUGGAGAUUACACCAUCCCAGAGUUGGUGCAAGGCCUGGUCUACAACCAAGAAUCAGACAUUAUCUGCGAGCAGAGCUUUGUGGUGGUCCUUGGUUCAACCCCCGCCGUUUUGGAGACCCAGACCUCCUUUGCCAUUCUGAAGAACUCCGUUAAUCUAGGAGCUCUAAUGGCUGAGGUUAAAAUGAUAUGCAUGAUCCUCUCCCCGGUAAAGAGCAAACAGACCAAGUCUGGGAUAGAAGUAGGGAGGACGUACACAACGCUACUCUCUGAUCUGGAACUGCGGAGAAGGUUGAUGGAAAGCAAGACUCCAGCAGAGUUUGCUGCAAUUGUUAAAGAGGGCUGCACUCAUGUAAUGGAUAAACAUACUGAAGUGUACAAACAGGAGAAGGUGAUGACACAGGAGGAAGAAGAAGGAGACAAUAAUAUCUCUCCUGUUACAAAGUUCUUCAGAGAUAUCAUGCCGCCUGGUAAACUCCUGUGGAGGGACAUUAAGCGGAGGAAAAAACACUACAUUUCAGAUUUCACGGAGGGCAUGGACAGUUGGAGAUCUAUCAAAAAAUAUGGCACGUCUAUCAUCUUCUUGUACUUCACUUUGCUCUUGCCUACCAUGGCUUUUGGGGUUUUGAACGCUGACAACACCUAUCAGGAGAUUGAGACCAGGAAGGCUAUCUUAGCGCAGGCGUUCGGUGGUAUUAUAUUUGCUCUGUUUGCUGGGCAGCCACUGUCUGUUGUUCAAACCACAAUCCCCAUCGUUCUUUUUAUUAAACUGGUUUGGACAUUCAGCCAUGAUUUGUUCAACGUGGAUUUUUUAACUUUCUACACACUGGUGGGCCUUUGGAAUGGAUUCUUUCUAAUCGUGAUUGCUUUUACCGGGGUUAGUCAAAUCAUGGCCUUUUGCUCCAGAUCUACGGAGGAAAUAGUGGGUAUAUUUACCUCAAUAGCUUUCAUAGUGGACAGCAUGAAAUAUGUGAGCAAGCAGUUUAGUCAGUACUGGUGCGAGGAAAGUGGGUGUGACAGGAGUGUUGCACUGGCAGUCUUCAUUGUGACAUUUGGGACACUUUUCAUUGCCUUACAGAUCUACAAUUUCAAGUGGAGUCCAUUCCUCAGCUCCGGGAAAAGGAAGUUGGUGGCGGAGUAUGCUCUGCCUUUCUCCGUGCUCGUUAUGUCACUAAUUGGCUCUUAUUUCAUGAGUAAUGUUAAUCUAGAGACUUUUACAGAUGCGAAAUAUGAGAUGGAGCCUACGUAUUCGCCGUUUGACUAUCGGCCCAUGAAGUUCUACGGGUGUUCAGAAGACCACCACGUGGAGAGAAGAGCAGCCACGGACGGGGAGGCUGAGGAGCCUUGCAAAGCCAUCGGAGCUGCAUCUUUCAUCACAAGCGCAGCUCUCGGGUUUAUAGUGUCCAUGCUGUUCUUCGUGGAGGCAAACCUAGCAGCCAGUAUGGUCAACAAUCCUCACAAUAAAUUAAAGAAAGGGUCCGCGUAUCACCUUGAUAUGUUGACGACAGCCAUCAUCAACAUUAUCCUGAGUAUAUUCGGGUUGCCCUGGAUGCACGCCUGCCUGCCAACAUCCCCCAUGCACGUGCGAGGGCUAGCGGACGUGGAAGAGAAGGUUGAGCUGGGGUACGUGAAGGAGAUAGUAGUGCGGGUGAGGGAAACGAGAAUAACAACCCUGAUAGCAAACAUCCUGGUCUUCAUCUCCCUCCUCAUGAUCCCCGUUCCCCUAGAGUACAUUCCGAUCCCUGCCCUGUACGGGGUGCUCCUCUUCAUAGCCAUUUCCUCCUUGUCUGACUUCCAGCUGUGGGAGAGAGUGUUGUUGAUGCUGACCGAGCAGACUCUCUACCCGCCCAUACAUUACAUUAGGAAGGUGCCGCAGAAAGCUGUUCACACCUUCACAGCGCUGCAGCUCCUUCAACUGGGCGUGCUUUGUGGCCUGUCAUUUUCUGGGAUAGCUUACUUGAAGAUGCUCUUCCCCUUUAUAAUAAUCGCUCUUAUACCGAUCAGAAAGUUUUUGAUACCCAAAGCUAUUCACGAAGAUCAUUUGGAAGCAUUGGACGGAUCACAUUAAUGACUUAGUGGAGGAGUGCAUGUUUUAGACUGUUUUGUUGAUUAUUAAGUUUUAAUAUAUCAGACGGAGCUUAUUAGUCUGGAACUUUUAAAUACUUUUUGAAGGUUUUUAGCCGUUUUUAGAAUUAUUAAGAAAGUCUAUUAUGAGAUAACAUGAUGUGCAUUCUGCAUAUUGUGAUAAUGAUAUUUUGAGGGGUAUUUAGUAAAUAAAUUAUAAAGCCGUGUUUUGGAUUGAUCUAAAUAACUAUGACAGUGUCUCCCGCAGAUAGUAUUAAGAAUAGGAGAAAUUGUAGUACCUUGUUAUUCGUUGGAACAUGGAAAAUCAUAAUGUACCAUUAUCAAUUAGCUUUGAACUUAUAAAAUUUUCUGAUCUGAGAUGAUUGAGGGAAAGAUCCGGUACAUUAAUUUAUUUAACUAUUGAGUGUAGCAUUCAUUGAUCAUUUGCUUGAAUUAUUAACUAUUUGAUAUAUAAGAUUUUAAUAAUUAAGAAGUCUGGGUGAUAGCAAUUUUAUGUGAGCUUUGAUAAUGUCCGUCAGACAAAGUAUUCUGAUAAUUAUUUUAAAGAGAGUUCCAAGAAACCGAUAUUAGCGACCAUCAGUUAGCCGACUGAUUCUCUGAAUUUUAUAGUUAUUUUAAAAGGACGAUCACAUGAGCUUCUCCCUGGUCAACGUGACCAGACUAUCUUGUUGUUAAACAGAGCGGAAAUUGUUAGUUUUGUAGAUUUAUGGUAAGAUUGAAUAUAACUUCGACACUAUUCAGACCAAAGCGUUUUCCCAAUCAGUUUCAACGAAAUUACAAGAUGAUUGCCAUCAGAGUCACUAAGUAACUGACUAAGUAACUGAGCUACCGCGGAAUGAGCACAACU
Bolinopsis microptera is the source of this 3535-nucleotide messenger RNA. Its product is annotated as solute carrier family 4 member 11-like. Gene Ontology annotation, molecular function: solute:inorganic anion antiporter activity. The coding region runs from base 26 to 2671 and encodes 881 amino acids. Lineage: Eukaryota; Metazoa; Ctenophora; Tentaculata; Lobata; Bolinopsidae. The transcript has a single exon. Gene Ontology annotation, biological process: transmembrane transport; monoatomic ion homeostasis; monoatomic anion transport. The record is from RefSeq and is a predicted model, not a curated record. Gene Ontology annotation, cellular component: basolateral plasma membrane; plasma membrane.